AAGCUAUACUUACAUUCCAUUUUACACUGUUCGUCAAAAUUAAAGGGUAUUGACAGAGAUAAAGCUAAAAUGUUAUCUACUAAAAUAUUAUUAAAACAAAGUUGUACAGAGGCAUUGUUUAACAUAAAUUAUGUUGAUAGUUGACUAAUCUCAAAAUACUGAAUUUAAAUCAAAUUUAUGGCAAUUAAAAAUGCUAGGAAAAUUAUCUCUUGUUUUUCAACAAACUUUCUUCAGUAUAGUCUGCAGUCAACUGGAAACGCAAACCUUACAUCUUGAUUAAACUACCAAAUUUUUUAUCAGAUCUUGUGAAACUGUAGGCUACCUUUCUCGGUACGCACGUUUCAGAUCCUGAAGACGUCGGGAGGCAUUCAUACUGCAAUUCGGCAGCCUAAGAUAUCAUAUACAUGUUCAAUCGUGUUCGAAUCUGGUGAAUAUGGUAGCCAAUGCAUUCGGGUGAUAUUUUCUGUUUCCCAGUAUUCUGACACCUAUAGAUGCUCGAUAGGAUAGAUGAUGCGGAGAAAAUUCUCCGCAAAAAUUUCUGAAUUUACAAUACACUCUUCAACAGCUUUACAUAAAGUUUCAAGAGUUCGUUCAUAUAUCUGUGACCAGUACAGAACCUCUAUCGAAGACUUCCAGCAUAGUGCGACCAUUUUUGAUGAUUCCACUUUAAACUAUGAAACCACUCCCGUAGAAACAGAAUCUUUCAUCAAUAAGGACAGGUAAGUUACGUUGUGCUCGCUCCUUCCAAAUGAAAGCACAUCUAGAAUCACAACAUAGGCUACAUCUGGCUACACAUGCUACCAUUCCUUUUGGAUGCAUUGAACAUGAUGACGACAUUAUCUUAAACGAGCGGCGUUUUAAGAUGAAAUGAGUGGCCCACGAAUCAAUAAUGUCGUCGCUAAAAAUCCUAUCUCGUAAAACCCUCGUACAGCUAUAAAACGGCUGAGAGUUUCUAUUGCAACUGGAAGGUCAUCUGAAAUCAACUUUGUUGCAGUCACGUUACGGUUUUUUCGAACCGACAAUCGGGCGCGAAAAAGUCUUCAGCUGCCGUUGACCAGGCUGUUCUACUAACUUAUUCUCUGCUUUAGACUUGAUACGAAAUUUUGUAGGAUAUUCAUCAUGGGCAUUAUUCAUGACGAAUAUUCCAUAUUUCCGAUCCAUCGAGUCUGCCAAUUAACGGCCAGUUUUUGUUCUUUUCUUAAAUAAUGCCUUUGAGUUCUAAGUAAUCAGAAAUCACAUACUUACAAAAAAAAAAAAAAAAAAAAAAUACAUUAAAUUUAAACAAUACUGUACAGGCGAACUCCUACGUGUGUUCAUUGCGUACAAUUUUGUCAUAAUCUGCAUAUUUUAUGGUUAUCUUACGGCCAGAAAUCCAACUUUUCAGUCAGUUGCGGAAGAUUAACAUAAAAAAUCACACCAUUGGACCCUGGUUUAAAAUUUUAAUCGGUGAGUAUAUUUCUUCAGAUUAUCUUUUAAUUAUAACAAGCAGUGUAUAGCAGUUUGCAAUAAAUUUAUCAUAAAAUGACAACACAUAAAGAGAACACUAUCAGUAAGAUUUUAUUCCCAUUGCAGAUAUCGAGAAUCUGUUUGGAAAGGACAAUCUGGCUGGAUUAGAAGAAAUCCUACUUGCAUCUGAUCUCAACAACUGCAACGAGGAAGGAGAAUGUUUCGUCCAUAUUGCUUCAGGUAUGGGACAGCUGGAUGUGCUGAAAUUUCUGCAUUUCAAAGGAGCCGAUUUAUUUCAAGUGGAUGGGAAUGGUGAAAAUGGUAUUCAUUGGGCGGCUAGGAAAGGACAUUGUGAUGUAAUCGAAUUUUUACAUCAACAAGGCUUACCAGUAAACUGUACAAAUAAGAUCGGUGAUACUCCAUUGCAUUUAGCUUCAAAACAAGGUCAUGCAAAACCUGUGGAGCUAUUGUGUCGUCACCAUGGUGACGUCAACAGACAAAAUGAUGAGGGUGAAACAGCCUUGCAUCUUGCUUCAGUGCGAGGACACAUCGAGUCAGUUCGAUGUCUUAUAGCAGCUGGGGCCAAUCCUAAUAUAACGGAUAAACAUGGUUGCACUGCAUUGCAUUUAGCUCUCAGAAGACAUCACGUAUCGAUUGCGAUCAUGCUCUUGCAGGAUGGAUGCAACAUAGACAUCGUCGAUAAUUUAGGCGAAGCUCCCAUUCACAUCGCUGCCAGGGAAGGACUGUUACCGAUGGCGCAGACGCUUUGCGCUUUUGGUUGCAAAGUUGAAAUUCCUAAUAAGGUAUGUAUUAUGCUUGUGAAGAAGAAGGGUUUCUCAAAAUAAACCUAGAUGUGUAAAAAUUACAUUUGUAUGUUUAUAUUAAUAAUCCUCCGAUUAUGAACAACGAACUUGUAGACACAAGAAAAUCAGUGCA
This is a messenger RNA of Stegodyphus dumicola, 2382 nucleotides long. RefSeq names its product death-associated protein kinase dapk-1-like. Gene Ontology annotation, biological process: signal transduction. NCBI's taxonomy places the organism in Eukaryota, Metazoa, Arthropoda, Arachnida, Araneae, Eresidae. The record is from RefSeq and is a predicted model, not a curated record. Gene Ontology annotation, molecular function: protein binding.